Ceratina calcarata is the source of this 1545-nucleotide messenger RNA. RefSeq names its product BCL2 interacting protein 3 (gene BNIP3). Bases 160 to 738 code for a protein of 192 amino acids. The record is from RefSeq and is a predicted model, not a curated record. Gene Ontology annotation, cellular component: mitochondrial envelope; mitochondrial outer membrane; nucleus. NCBI's taxonomy places the organism in Eukaryota, Metazoa, Arthropoda, Insecta, Hymenoptera, Apidae. Gene Ontology annotation, biological process: mitochondrial outer membrane permeabilization; positive regulation of apoptotic process. The transcript has 6 exons.
CAAAGCAGGAUCGCGCGUCUCCUCGAGCAUUUUACCUCGGUGUUUCGUCGCGAAUACAUCGUUUUUCAGCGCUAUAAACGUGUAUCCAUAAGUGUCCAGUUGGCUAAUUCCCGUGGCGCGUUUUACCGUUUUUUAGUGUGACUGAGUGCGUGGGCCGCUAUGUCGUCCACCGUGAAAUUCACCUCGGACGAGAUAUUGGGCGAAUCAUGGGUGGAGCUGAAUCCUGUGCCAGACAGGAUAACACCGUUACCAUUCAGUAGUGGCGGAGAAGAAUAUCUGCGACUUCUCAGGGAAGCGCAAAGAGAUUCUUUGCCCUCGUCCGCUAAACAUUCUCUGGCGUCGUCGCGUCGAGGCACGCCAAGGGACAGCCCGAAGAGUCCACCGAACAGCCCUAACACGGAGCUUUCAACCGAAGAUGAACUGAAAGGAGUAUACAUAAACUACUGCUGUAACAAGGAGGCCGAAAUUUUAGAGAAGAACACCGACUGGAUCUACGAAUGGAGCUCGCGCCCGGAUCAAGCACCACCAAAAGAUUGGAAAUUCAAGCAUCCUCAAGGCAUGAAUAAAAGAAAGUCGUACAGCAUUCGUACGACGAAAGUAGGCAAGAUUGGUUUGUUCUCGAAGGAAGUCCUCUACACACUUUUUAUCACGAAUCUUUUAUCUGUAUUGGUCGGGGCUGGCCUGGGAGUCUGGCUGACCAGGCGAGGAUCGAUAACGUCCAGCGUGACCAUUGAGUGAAAAGAAUGUCCAGGUACGAGGAAGUCAGGAUUGCCGCGCUAAAUUUGCAAGAAAACGGAGUAUAAAAAAAACGGUUUGGUGUCUGUCGUCAAGCCGUUAGAAAGACUGAAGAGCCAAGAGGAAGGAUCGAUCGAGCCUAAAAUAAAAGGAGCAAACACGCAUCAUGUUUAUUUCGAUUACCCCGAUUUAAUAUUAUUAAAUAGCACUUUCUAUUCUUAAUCCUUCCCUGCCCGAAAAACUUGACGGUGUACUUAUUGAACGCCGUGUUUACUGUAAGUCGUACGUAAUUAUAAUGCUUAGAAGAAAAAAUGCUAAAAAAAAAACAAUACGAUUUAUUAUAUAUAUAUAUAUAUAUAUAUAUAUAGGAAUAUACAUAUAUCUAGCAUUGUUGAGGAAACUAGAAAACAUGUCCAUUUUAUACCAUUUCUAAUGCGUUUCUAUCUGCGAUAGUCCGUAGGUAUAGCUUGGAUAGUAUUUAUCGAUAAUAAUAAUUAUUAUUAUUAUUCGUUAAUUGAAGGAAUGGAGACUUGAAAGAAGGCAAAGAGUGUUUGCAUAAAUAGAAAUUAUAUAUAGUUUUUUUUUGUGUAAAGGAAAAGAUCGAGAACGUUUGUUGGAGAAGGGAAAGGAAAUAUUUUACGGUAAGAGACGUGUACCUUUGUUUAGAUUGUAAUUGUUCUGCUGCAUUGAAAUCUACGUUCAUUGUCGACACGAAUCGAUGGAAAUAUGUCUGCGAGAUAUGAUCGAAGCGCAAUGUGAUAAGAGAGCAGGGCGUUGUAUUUAAUUAAACGGAUUUCUCGUCUUUUUAAA